UCUAGAAAACGUGAAAAAAACGGUACCUGUAGUUUAAACUUCAGUUGUAAAAUUGGUCCAGAAAUAUGACUGGUUGAUAAGCUAGAUAUCUAUGUCCACAUAAGCUAAAAAAGAAGAACAAUCAUGGAUUCAAAGAAUACAUGAAGUAGGGUUAAAACAAAAUUAUUUUUGAAAAUUUUGUUGUAAUUUUUUACAUAAACGUGUAAAAGCAACAAAAAAUAAAUAAAAAUGACUACUUUACGACCAUUCACUUGCGACGAUAUGUAUAAAUUCAAUAACGUAAAUUUAGACCCUUUAACGGAAACUUACGGUCUUUCUUUUUAUAUGCAAUAUUUAGCGCAUUGGCCAGAGUAUUUCCAAGUUGCAGAAUCACCGAGUGGAGAAAUAAUGGGUUACAUUAUGGGAAAAGCUGAAGGUAUCGGAGAAAAUUGGCAUGGACAUGUUACAGCAUUAACGGUAUCUUCAGAUUUCAGAAGAUUAGGCUUGGCAGCUUCCCUAAUGAACUUUUUAGAAGAAGUUUCUGAAAAAAAACGAGCUUAUUUUGUGGAUUUGUUUGUAAGAGUAAGCAACAAAGUUGCUAUUAAAAUGUAUAAUAACUUGGGGUAUAUUGUGUAUAGGACAGUUUUGGAAUACUACUCUGGUGAUCCGGAUGAAGAUGCUUUUGAUAUGCGAAAAGCUUGUUCUAGGGAUGUCAAUCAGAAAUCGGUGAUACCUUUGGCCCAUCCAGUUAGACCUGAAGAAGUCGAUUAACAGUUUACUAAUUAAAUUAAUAAAUUUUGAUACAAUAAAUCUAAAAACUAA
Molecule: messenger RNA, 801 nt
Organism: Diorhabda carinulata
Lineage: Eukaryota; Metazoa; Arthropoda; Insecta; Coleoptera; Chrysomelidae
Gene: Naa20A
Product: N-alpha-acetyltransferase 20
Exons: 5
Coding region: 229-750 (173 amino acids)
Biological process (GO): N-terminal peptidyl-methionine acetylation
Cellular component (GO): NatB complex
Molecular function (GO): protein-N-terminal amino-acid acetyltransferase activity
Source: RefSeq, a predicted model, not a curated record